Callithrix jacchus (white-tufted-ear marmoset) is the source of this 807-nucleotide messenger RNA. RefSeq names its product ferritin heavy chain like 17 (gene FTHL17). Gene Ontology annotation, molecular function: ferric iron binding; ferrous iron binding. The record is from RefSeq and is a predicted model, not a curated record. Gene Ontology annotation, biological process: intracellular iron ion homeostasis; iron ion transport. Lineage: Eukaryota; Metazoa; Chordata; Mammalia; Primates; Cebidae. Gene Ontology annotation, cellular component: cytoplasm.
CUUCCGGUUCCGUCACUUCCGGCUUCGUCACACACUCGCUAUUCACCAUCCGCCAUUUGUUGCUGCUUCUGCCGCUGCCCUUGCUACCGCACCGACUUCGCCUGUGUGUUCGCUGAGCCUGUGCUGCUCACCAUGGCCACCGCCCCAUCUCCGCAAGUGCUCCAGAACGACGACAAAAACUACGAGGAAGCCGUCAACAGCCACAUCAAGCUGGAGGUCUAUGCCUCCUACUUGUACCUGUCCAUGGCUGUCUACUUCAACCAGGACGAUGUAGCCCUGAAGAACUUCUGCCACUACUUCCUGUGCCUGUCAGACGACAAGAUAAAGCAUGCCGAGAAGCUGGUGAGCCUGCAGAACCAGCGCGGUGGCUUCAUCUCCCUUGACGACGUUAAGAAGCCAGAGCGCCAAGGCUGGGAGAGCGGGCUCAAGGCCAUGGAGUGCGCCUUCAAUCUAGAAAAGACCAUCAACCAGAGCCUGCUGGAGCUGUACCAACUGGCCACCGAGAAGGGCGAUUCUCAGCUGUGCGACUCUCUGGGGAGCCACCUGCAUGAGCAAGUCAAGGCCAUCAAAGAGUUGGGCGACUACGUGAGCAACCUGCGUAAGAUACGUUCCCCAGAAGCUGGCCUGGCUGAGUACCUGUUCAACGAGCUCACCCUGAGCGGCCGUGUCAAAGAGACCUAAGCCCAGAAGGGCCCCACAGCCAUAGGGUGCCUUCCGGCGAGACCCGCAUGCUGCCCUUUGAGAAGGUUCUCUUCAGGUUUUUCUUUCAGUUUUACUCUUGUUAGCAAUAAAGUUAUCUGGUUUUCA